Molecule: messenger RNA, 714 nt
Organism: Saccharomyces eubayanus
Lineage: Eukaryota; Fungi; Ascomycota; Saccharomycetes; Saccharomycetales; Saccharomycetaceae
Exons: 1
Coding region: 1-714 (237 amino acids)
Molecular function (GO): glyoxalase III activity
Source: RefSeq, a predicted model, not a curated record
AUGUCUCCAAAGAAAGUAUUACUAGCGCUCACUUCAUAUAACGAUGUCUUCUAUAGCGACGGCUCCAAGACCGGUGUCUUCGCAGUGGAAGCUUUGCAUCCUUUCAAUACUUUCAAGAAAGAAGGUUUUGAAGUUGACUUUGUAUCUGAAACUGGCAAGUUUGGUUGGGAUGAACAUUCCUUGGCUAAGGAGGCCCUAGACGGCCAAGAUAAGAUUGAUUUCGAAAAUAAGAGUUCCGAUUUCAAUAAGGCACUGGCCAAAAUCAAGACUCCAAAGGAGGUCAAUGCAGAUGACUACCAGAUAUUCUUUGCAUCUGCCGGCCACGGCACUUUGUUCGAUUACCCAAAGGCCAAAGACCUGCAAGAUAUUGCAUCCGAUAUCUACGCUAACGGAGGUGUUGUUGCAGCUGUUUGCCACGGUCCUGCUAUUUUUGAUGGCUUAACAAAUAAAAGUACAGGUAAGCCAUUGAUUGAGGGUAAAUCAAUAACCGGUUUCACCGAUGUGGGUGAAACCGUUUUGGGCUUGGACAGUAUUUUAAAGGCUAAGGGCUUGGCGACAGUUGAAGAUAUUGCUAAGAAGUAUGGUGCGAAGUAUUUGGCUCCGGUUGGUCCUUGGGAUGAUUACUCUAUUACUGACGGAAAACUGGUCACUGGUGUCAACCCGGCCUCUGCACAUUCCACUGCUGUUAGAUCCAUCAAGGCUUUGGAAAAUUAG